AUGAAAGAAAUAAUUGAAGCAGGCGUGGAUAAUGUGAAAGCGACAAAUGUAAUAGCAUCAAAAAUAAAAUACGAUGGCAAUGAUAAAUUAACAAUUGGAAAAGCAAAAUAUAAAUUAAAAAAUAAUGUACAUAUGGUGGGUUGGGGAGAGGAGAGUGCAACUAUUGGAGCAGCUUUUGAAGAAUUAAUAGGAGAACAAAUGAAGAAAGGAUUCCUCGUUGUUGGACAAGAAACUUCAAUAGCUAUGAAUUAUCAAUCUUUGAUAACAUACCUUAAAGUUGGUAAUGAUUAUCAAGAAACAUUAGAGGCCAAUAAAAAGAUAUUCGAAUAUUGUAAGAAACUAAAGAAAACGGAUAUUCUUGUCGUUAUUCUCUCAGCGGGAACAGAUGAUCUUCUCUGUUUGCCAAAGGGCAAUAUUGGCGUUAAAGAGAAGAUUCGUUUCUUGAAUGAAAUGAAAAACGCGAAUGCGACUAAAGAGGAAAUAAAUAUCAUAAGAAAGAAAAUCUCCCUGAUAAGAGGUUGUUGA
This is a messenger RNA of Leptopilina heterotoma, 525 nucleotides long. Its product is annotated as glycerate kinase-like. The transcript has a single exon. Bases 1 to 525 code for a protein of 174 amino acids. Gene Ontology annotation, molecular function: glycerate kinase activity. NCBI's taxonomy places the organism in Eukaryota, Metazoa, Arthropoda, Insecta, Hymenoptera, Figitidae. Gene Ontology annotation, biological process: protein phosphorylation. The record is from RefSeq and is a predicted model, not a curated record. Gene Ontology annotation, cellular component: cytoplasm.